GGCCAGUCUCGCGCUCAUCGGCUGUCAGCGGCAGCACACACACACGCGCGCACACACGACACGAGUCUGAACUCCGCGUCUCUUUGUCCGCGAUUAUCGCGUUCUCAUCAUGACACACAGGUGAUCUUCAGUCCCGGUGCUUCUGGGUGUCCAGGUCAGUGUGGUGAGAGCGAGCACAAGAGAGCGGGAAAGGGGAAGGGAUUACCCAGGGUCACAGCGCCCAGAGUCUGAAGGAGAGCAGCAGUUUUCCAGGCAGGACUGAAGAUCAGGAUGGAGAAGGAAGACCUGAAGAUUGUCAACAAGGGUUUGGAGGAUGAGAUGGAGUUGAGUGGAUAUCGGCUGUGCCGAUGGAAGCUGGCUCUGGUGGCGGUCGUGGGUCUCUGUACGGGAGGUUUUCUCUUCCUGCUGCUCUAUUGGAUGCCUGAAUGGUGCGUGAAGGCCACAUGCACGCGGACCGUCGUCAGAGACGCAGAGGUCGCCCUUUUACGAAGCACUGACGAGUUUAAACGCUGGUUUCGAGCGAGGGUUCGGGUCAUGCAGGCCCCUGGGAAGAACCCUUUCGACAGCCUGGUACCUCAGACCGCCUCCCGUCAGGCCAAUGACCACGCCCAUAACACCUCUGACUCCGCCCCUGAUAAAAUCACCAGGAACACGGAGGACCAGCAUGCACAGGUACCGCAGAUCCGCUAUUUUACCCUCCACAGUACUAAAUACUUUUGGAACGACACCAUCCAGAAUUUUGAAGUGUUGAAGGGCCUGGAGGAUCUGGGCAUGACCUGCUCAUCCGUUCACUUAAAGCACAGCGCUGGACUCUGUAAAAACCAGCAGGAGUUCAGGAGAUUUUUUUUCGGACUGAAUGAAAUUGACGUGAAAGUGCCGUCUCUUUUCAAGCUGCUAAUUAAGGAGGUCCUCAAUCCUUUCUACAUCUUCCAGCUCUUCAGUGUGAUCCUCUGGUGUACUGAUGAAUAUUAUUACUACGCAAUGGCCAUCGUCAUCAUGUCAUUCAUAUCAAUAGCUACCUCUCUCUACACUAUUAAAAAGCAAUAUGUAAUGCUACACGACAUGGUAGCAGCGCACAGUACUGUUCGAGUGACCAUCUCCAGGGGCGAUAACGAAACGGAGGAGGCCCUCUCCACAGACCUGGUUCCCGGUGAUGUCAUCGUUAUCCCCAGUAACGGGACCAUCAUGCCCUGUGACGCAGUGCUGAUCUGUGGAACCUGCAUUGUUAAUGAGAGCAUGCUCACAGGUGAGAGUGUUCCAGUCACAAAGACAGACCUUCCAAACCCGGAGCAGGACAAGAGGGGUGGUGAUGGAGACUCAAUCUACAGCACAGAGGAACACAAGAGACACACGCUGUUCUGCGGCACUAACGUCAUCCAGACCCGCUACUACACAGGAGAACUGGUCAAAGCCGUGGUGGUCCGGACCGGUUUCAGCACUGCUAAAGGUCAGCUCAUCCGGUCGAUACUGUACCCCAAACCCACCGACUUCAAACUGUACAGGGAUGCGUACCUGUUCCUGCUGUGCCUGGUGGCCGUGGCCAGCAUCGUCUUUAUCUAUUCGUUGGUCAUAAAGAUCAUUAACCAGGAACCAGUUAAGGAGAUCAUUAUCAAGUCUCUGGACAUCAUCACCAUCACCGUGCCCCCUGCGCUGCCGGCAGCCAUGACAGCGGGUAUUGUCUACGCUCAACGGCGCCUCAAGAGAGUUGGGAUAUUCUCCAUCAGUCCACAGAGAAUCAACAUCUGCGGUCAGCUGAACCUGGUGUGCUUUGACAAGACAGGCACCCUCACAGAAGAUGGCCUGGACAUGUGGGGAAUUCAGAGGGCAGAAGACGGCAGAUUCCAUCUUUCAGAGGAAAAAGCAGACAACAAAAGCUUAGUGACGACCAAGUUUGUGUCCUGCAUGGCCACCUGUCACUCCCUCACUAAGAUCGAGGGUCUGCUCUCCGGAGAUCCACUGGACCUCAAGAUGUUCGAGGCCACGGGCUGGAUCCUGGUGGAAGCCACAGAAGAGGAGACGGCUCAUCACGACCGCAUCGAGCUCACUUACGUGAAACCACCCAAUCAGCUGCUUCCGCCAGCGGUGAUAUCACCAGAGCAGGACAUGGAGCUGUCUGAACUCUACGAGCUGUCGGCAUCAUAUAUGAUCGGUAUUGUGCGGCAGUUCUCGUUCUCCUCCGCCCUGCAGAGGAUGAGUGUGGUCGUUCGUCAGAUUGGAGAGAGACGCAUGGAUGCGUACCUGAAAGGAGCACCGGAGGUCGUGGCAAGCCUGUGCAAGAAAGAGACCGUACCAGAGGAUUUCGCAGAGGUUCUGGAGGACUACACCAAACAGGGCUUCCGGGUCAUCGCGCUGGCACACCGACGGCUAGAAUCCAAACUCACCUUUCACAAAGUGCAGAACAUCAACAGGGAUCAAAUAGAGAAGAAUAUGGAUUUUCUGGGCUUAAUUAUCAUGCAGAAUAAACUGAAAACAGAGACUCCGGGUGCACUGGAAGAGCUACGACGUGCUAACAUACGCACCGUCAUGGUCACAGGUGACAACAUAUUGACGGCUAUCUCUGUGGCUCGAGACUGUGGCAUGAUUCAGCCACAAGACAGAGUCAUUAUUGCCGACGCUCUGCCCCCUAGAGAUGGCCAGGCUGCCAAGAUCAACUGGCACUAUGCCGAUAAACCCAGCAAACACCUGAACAAGACUACCAAACUAGAGGAGAUGGAGAUUAUCAUGGAGGAUGGACAUGCUGUGGAUGAUGAGAGACUGCAGGAACAGUAUCACUUCGCCAUGAGCGGGAAAUCAUUUGCUGUAAUUGCAGACCAUUUCCAGGAUCUGCUGCAGAAGCUGGUGCUUCAUGGGACCGUAUUUGCGAGGAUGGCACCUGACCAGAAGACUCAACUUGUUGAGACAUUAGAAAGUGUAGACUACUUUGUGGGAAUGUGUGGUGAUGGUGCGAACGACUGUGGGGCAUUGAAGAGAGCUCAUGCUGGAAUCUCCCUGUCGGAGCUGGAGGCUUCAGUGGCGUCUCCGUUUACCUCCACGACUCCCAGCAUCUCCUGUGUGCCCAAUCUGAUCAGGGAGGGCAGAGCGGCUCUCGUCACCUCAUUCUGUGUCUUUAAGUUCAUGGCGUUGUACAGUAUUAUCCAGUGCCUCAGUGUCGCCCUGCUGUACUCCAUCGGCAGUAACCUUGGAGAUUUUCAGUUUCUCUUCAUUGAUAUAGCGAUCAUUCUUCUGAUUGUUUUCACCAUGAGUCUGAACUCGGCGUGGAAGGAGCUGGUGGCCCGGCGACCUCCCUCUGGACUCGUCUCGGGUCCUCUUCUCUUCUCCGUUCUCACACAGAUUGUCAUUUGUCUGGGUUUCCAGAUCAUGUCCUUCCUCUUGAUCCAAAAUCUAGACUGGUACUUGAACUCCGAUUUCUACAACUGCUCUGCUCCCAUUCACGCUGAGAACGCCACAGAGAGUGAAGAAAACAUCAUGAACGAUGUGAAUACCUCGCUGUUCUUCAUCUCCUCCUUCCAGUACCUCAUCGUUGCCAUCGUCUUCUCCAAAGGAAAACCUUUCCGUCAGCCCAGCUAUAAGAACUGGCCAUUCGUCCUCUCCUCUCUCAUUCUCAUCGCUUUCCUGUUUUUCAUCAUGUUCGUUCCCAUCUCUGGCAUCUAUCAGUUUUUAGAGAUUGUGUGCAUUCCUUUGAACUGGCGGGUGACUCUGGUGCUAAUCGUGCUAAGCAACUUCAUAGUGUCUUUCUUCAUUGAGACCGUCGUGCUUGACGUCAUCUUAUGGAAGCAUGUGUUCAGCCGAGACAAGCAGGGCAGCUAUGGCGUCUCCCCUGCAGGCCCGACACCACAGGGUGGAAUAGACUCGUAUGGAUCUAAAUGCCUCUCUUGUCUGUGCUGCCGGCGGAGGAGAACACCCAAGGCUCGGUACAUGCACCUGGCCCAAGAGCUGAGCGUGGAUCCCGACUGGCCUCCCAAACCUAAGAGCACUACUGAAGCCAAACCCGCCUCUCAUGCGGACAAAUGUUCUUACCAGAUCGAGGAUGUUUCCUAGCAUUUACACGCACACCCUAUUCUGCACACCCAAAGGCUUUUUGUUGAAAGAGACACCACAACACAAACCUGCGAGAAAGAGAGUUUGAAAUGACACCUCACUGAGUUUUGUUGCUCUUCUUUUAAUGGGCGGGGUUCACAGGCUGGGAACUGUGUUUGCCCCGCCCCAAUGCUCCCUUAAGACAUAACACAGACGUAAGAAUUGGAUCAAGUCGUUAUUUCCAGAUGUGGAUCUUUCAUGGACCUGGUGGGUUUGUUUCGAUGCUUCUCUGAUCAGUUUCGGCUGUGGAGUGGAGGACCACAAGCGUUAGGAUCCUGUCGUUGUAAUACUGGCUCUAAGGCUGCACGCUGUCGCUAUGGAAACCAUCACCGCAGUCUUCAUGUGCAACAUACCAAACUGUAAUGGAUCACAACAUUUCAGCCCAUUUUGAUGAAUAAAUCAACAUUAUAUAUUUAUAUAAAUAUAUAAUGCGACAAUUAUUUUCUUUUCAUAUUUCUUCCCAUGGAAGAACCGCGGCGGGAUUCAGUUGCGUCAGGCCAAACGUUGUGUUCACUUCUCUCGGCGCAGUUGCUGGCGACAGGUUUUGAUUUGUUACAUCCUGAAACUCUAUCGGCAUAAUCAUACUUGCAAUUUAGAUUAUACUUUACAUUAGUGUUUAUGUUUUUACAUUAUAUUUGCUAGUGAAUUGAAAUAGUAAUAACAUGUUGUACGUGUAUAUUUACACUAAUGUAAAGUUUUAAAGGGAUCGUUCACCCAAAAAUGAAAAUGCUGUCAUCAUUUACUCACCCUCAUGCCAACACAGAUGUGACUGACUUUAAAGCACAAAGCUCCAAAAAGCACAUAAAGGCAGCUUAAAAGUAAUCCAAAAGACCCAAUAAUCCAUUUCUUCAGAAUAAUAGGUGUGGGUGAAAAAAUUGUUACGUUUGACUGUAAAUCUACACUUUCACUUUCACUUCCACAUUCAGGUAGUUGGGGCUGGUCGGGGUGGAGACUGAUAGUGAAAAGGGACUUAAAUAUUGAUCUGUUUCUCACCCACACCUAUCAUAUCACUUCAGAAGACAUGGAUUAAACCACUGGAGUCUUAUGGAUUACUUUUAUGCUGCAUUUAUGUGCUUUAUGGAGCUGUCAAAGUUCUGGUCACCAUUCACUUGCAUUGUAUGAACCUACAGAGCUGAAAUAUUCUUCUGAAAAUCUUAAUUUGUGUUCUGCAGAAGAAAGUCAGUCACAUCUGGGACGGCAUGAGGGUGAGUAAAUGAUGACCAAAUUGUAAUUUUUGGGUGUACUGUCCCUUUAAUGAAAUUGAGCUUUGACACUGGCUUAACUAAAACAUAUAAUACGCACAUUUAAAUAUAAACACGUUUAUAUAAGACAUCAGCAAACACAAAUUAGGCCAACAAGUCUUUAAAGCACUCGUUCUGACCGAAAAAUACUUUGGGGUUCAUCCUUAUCAGUGUUGGGGAAGUUACUCAAACAUACAAAUGAAUUGUAAUCAGAUUACUGACUUUACUGAUUACUAUUAAAAACAUUACUAAUUACUUUUGUUACUUUAGUUUAACAGUAACUAUAGCUUGUUUAUUGACUCGUUAACCCUUCAGCUGUCACAGAAACAAACACAUUUAUUCAUUAAUUCAUGUUGUAAAUGGAUUUCCUACAUUAAAAUAAUGACCUUUAAUUACAUGUUACACAUAUUUGUCAACUAUCGUUAAAGUCAGAGUAGAAUAAUGUGAAAUGUAAUGCUCUGCACUACUUUAAAAAGUAAUUAAUUACAGUAAUUGGAUAACACCCAACACUGAUGUAUGGAAUGCCUUUAUUCCCUGAUGUCCGGUACAUUGACCGCCUUAAACGUUUCUGGAGCGCAAGUCGUUUUUUUAUCUUACUGGCCAGUUCGUUUAACUUCUGAUCGUUCUUUUGUUUAACUGUAAAGCUGCGUUCACACGGACCGCUGCAUGUUGCCAGUGGCUAGCGGUUUGGUCGCUAGUGGUGUGUGCCGAGCGUCUAAACAGCCGUUUCUUUAUAAUUAAUAUUAUUAUUAAAACAUUAGGAUCACAUGCGCUCUACCGUCUGCUCUCGUAUUGGCUGUUGCUCCCGAAAGUCGCUCUUCAUUUGCAUAAAGUUAAACAUUUCUCAACUUUGUGGCGUCAGUGGACACGCCCACAUCCGGUCGCCGUUGCCGGAAGUCGCCAGCUCUCAUUGACCAUGAGUGAGAUGAGGUCAUUGUGUCGCUGGCAGUGUGAACGCAGCUUGAGAUUCAAGCACUUAACCAACACGCACUAAUCGCACUUAAUACCGCACUUAACGCGCGGUCUCUCUCUUCUGCGCUAGCGUCUUUACUCCAGCCGCUGGAAGAACUUGGCAGUCCUGCAGAUGUUGUUAAGUGUCUCGUUUGUAAGUCGCUCUGGAUAAAAGUGUCUGCUAAAUGACUUCAUGUAAAGAUUCACGUGAGGGCUGUUGUGCAUCCGCUGUGAUCUUAUAAAAACAUUGUUCAAAUUUUGCAGGUCACGUCAGCACAACGGCAGGUCCCGCUCAAAGUGAGCCAGUAAUCGGUAUUACUCUGUCACUCGUGAUUUAUUAAUGGGUUUGAGAGGAAAACCAUGUUUUUUGUUUUCAUACUAAAUAGCUGAAGGUUUGAAAUCAAUAGCAGACAAGCUCCUCCCCUUCUGUCAGAUGUGGUUUAUUUGCGUAAUGUAUCGCAGUCCAUCUGUCCUCAACAUGCCAGCCUGUUGCAUGAAUGUUAUUCCUAAAAUGUUUUUCCAUUUUAAUUUUAAAUGUGUCGUUCCUGAAAUGAACCACUCAGAAAUAUCAGGUAAUGUGACCCAUCUGUUCUCUUACAUCGAUGUACGUUUGUUCAUUUGUUGCAUGUUUUCUCAUGCAUCCAUUAUAAGUGUAUUAAAGAUACCUUGAUACAUCAGAAGCAAAGGAGCAUGAUGUCGUGUUUCACCGCUACAGUGCAAAACACCAUUUCUAUUAUAAACUCUUCCAAGAUGAAACUGAUACAGUAACUGUAAUCUCAUGCAUCUGUUCACACCAAGUGUGCCGCACAAGCCCUCAAAAGUGAUGCCAAAACGUCUCGAUCGCCCCCCGGUGGCUGGUCCUAGUAUAGGUCAUAAGCCCCGCCUCCCCAUGUUAUUCAACGGGACGUGAGACCAACUAAACAAUUCAAUUACACUUCACAUAUCUUUUUUCCAAAGAUAGUUUCUGUCAUUUACUGUCGUUUCUAUCACGUUGAUGUCAUUUCAAGUGUUUGUUUUCAAAAUAAGUUUGUUUUUAGUUAUUUGAUGCUAUAAAAACGCUGCUGUGACAUCAUGAUUGACAGCUGUGAUUGACAGGUUCUCUGAGCGAAGUAGUCACUGAAGCACCAACUGACUUUUUUUCGGGAUCUUCGGAGGACUGAGGAGAUUGGAGCUUUAAAUUUAAUAUCUAAAUUUCUAUAAUUAAUUAUUUCACACCGUCAAAAGUCAAAAGUGCAGGGGCGUGUGCUUGCGAUUGAUUCAGCGAGAGUGAGGGCGGGGCCUUGAUUUCACGGCUUUACUUCCUGUUCACUACUGCGCAGGUCUGGUCCCGAAAUCGCAACUGCGCAGACUCAAGUCCCAAGAUGUCAGCGCCAUAUCGGGACACUGGCGGCUUCAGUUCUCACCAAUGGAAAAGAGCGAAGGGGCGUCGGCCAUCUUUUUUUACAGUCUAUGGUUCAGACACAUGUACAUGUAAAUGCAAGUUGUUUCACUUUCUGGGGCAGUUUAAUUUGAAUAUAAGGGCUGAAUCUGUCUCUCUGUGUCUUUCUGUAUGUUGGUACUGUUUGACAUUUGAAUGGUUCUGAUCAUUGAUCUGUUCUAUUAUAAAUGAUCCUGUUUUAUAAACCGGUAUGUCCUUAAUGAGCGUGAAUGCAGCUCUGAGUGCUUCUGGGGGAUUGUGAAAUGUUAAAUUAUUGUCUUUUGUAAUGAUCGACUCUGCUGACAUACUGGAUGACCCUCUUGAGCGCUUAAAUACAGGAGAUUGAUCCUCUGAUGUCAUGAAUGUGCAGCUCAUUGGGAGUGUCACAUGAUGUCGUGUUCUGCAUGUUGUGUUCAUGUUCAUGUGAUGAUGGACAUUUGCAGGUGUUAUUAAACAUGACAGAAGCACGAGUUCAGCCGCUGGACUGGUUUAAUUUCCUCAGGGAAAUGUGUGUAUUUGUAAUGAUUACUGCUGAAUAAAUGCAUAUGGUGAAGAUGUGGGUUGGUGUUUUUGGUGUUCAGAAAUAUGUGCAUUUCUCAUCAGCCUUUUUAAGUCUGGAAUGUUUUUUUUUUUAUUUAUAUUUGAUGUGAUAAAUAUUUUAAAUGUACCUUUUGAUUUUUUUCCUCCACCUUGAGUCUAAUA
This is a messenger RNA of Xyrauchen texanus (razorback sucker), 8388 nucleotides long. RefSeq names its product polyamine-transporting ATPase 13A3-like. Lineage: Eukaryota; Metazoa; Chordata; Actinopteri; Cypriniformes; Catostomidae. Gene Ontology annotation, cellular component: late endosome membrane. The transcript is spliced from 34 exons. The coding region runs from base 271 to 4038 and encodes 1255 amino acids. Gene Ontology annotation, molecular function: ATP hydrolysis activity; ATPase-coupled monoatomic cation transmembrane transporter activity; ATP binding. Gene Ontology annotation, biological process: intracellular calcium ion homeostasis; polyamine transmembrane transport. The record is from RefSeq and is a predicted model, not a curated record.